Molecule: messenger RNA, 1438 nt
Organism: Zingiber officinale
Lineage: Eukaryota; Viridiplantae; Streptophyta; Magnoliopsida; Zingiberales; Zingiberaceae
Product: serine/threonine-protein phosphatase PP1-like
Exons: 4
Coding region: 141-1112 (323 amino acids)
Cellular component (GO): cytoplasm; nucleus
Molecular function (GO): protein serine/threonine phosphatase activity
Source: RefSeq, a predicted model, not a curated record
GUCGUUUUUAUCGCCUGGAGCCUGGACUUGGCGUCGGAGCGGUGGUGCUCAAAGCUCUGAUUAAUUUUUUUUCCCCCACGGGAGUCGCCUGGCGCCUGCUUGGAAUUGGGAAUACUCGGAGCGAGGGCAGGGUAGCGAAGAUGAUGAUGACGAGGGCCUCGAUUGGGGCCAUGGAUGGCUCUAUGCUCGACGACGUCAUAAGCCGACUGCUCAUCGGCGGCGGACGGCAGGUGCAGCUCUUUGAGGCGGAGAUCCGGCAGCUCUGCGUGGAGGCGAAGAAAGUGCUCCUCUCGCAGCCGAAUCUCCUCGAGCUCCGCGCUCCCAUCAAGAUCUGCGGUGAUAUACAUGGGCAAUAUAUUGACUUGUUGAAGUUAUUUGAAACUGGUGGCUUCCCCCCUCAUUCAUCCUAUUUGUUUCUUGGGGAUUAUGUAGAUAGGGGCAAGUAUAGCUUGGAAACUAUAUGCUUGCUUCUAGCUUAUAAAGUGAAGUAUCCCGACAAAGUGUUCCUUCUAAGAGGAAAUCAUGAAGAUGCUAAAAUCAACAGAGUGUAUGGCUUUUAUGACGAGUGCAAAAGGAGAUUUAAUGUUCGGCUCUGGAAAACAUUCUGUGAUUGCUUCAACUGCUUGCCAUUUUCUGCCCUGAUAGAUGAAAAAAUCUUGUGCAUGCAUGGUGGCCUUUCACCUGAGUUGCAAAACAUGUAUGAUAUUCGGAAUAUCCAAAGACCGACUGAGAUUCCAGAUUAUGGUCUUCUCUGUGACUUGCUUUGGUCUGAUCCUGAUCCUGUUGCAAAAGCGUGGGGUGAGAGUGAUCGCGGAAUUUCAGUAACUUUUGGUGCUGAUAAGCUUGUUGAAUUUUUGGAGAAAAAUGAUCUUGAUCUUAUUUGUCGGGCUCACCAAGUAGUGGAGGACGGCUACGAGUUUUUUGCUCACAGAAGAUUAGUCACAAUUUUUUCAGCACCAAACUAUUGUGGUGAAUUCGAUAAUGUGGGUGCUCUGUUGAGCAUAGACGAGAAACUGUUAUGUUCGUUUCAGAUUUUGAAAGCUUCAACACCCGUCAACUCCAACGCAACCACUAAGAUACCUAAGAAGCCAUCGAAAGGAGCCAAAUCUUGAUGCCUCUAUAGUCAUCUUAGGACAACAGAAGAUGUGGGCUGGUUCUUGUGUGUGGAUCACCAAAGCUUGUCAGUCAGUACUUUCUAUGGCUGCCGGAUAAGGUUACGAUAAGCAGCGGAACAGAUUCAAGGCAUUGUUUGAUCUUUGGAUGAAGUUUAUGUGCUGUGACAACAAACAUCUGUAAAUUAGUCGAUGCGUUAUUAGGUGUACAGCAAUUUAGCACAUUGUUUCCCUUUUUUUUCCCGUUCUGGGCACACACGUAUGUACUGACUGAUGGGUUUCCUCUUUGAAUUGUAACAAAUUUCCUUGAGUGUUUCUAUUCUUAA